Messenger RNA from Equus caballus (horse), 774 nucleotides. RefSeq names its product ribosomal protein S9 (gene RPS9). Lineage: Eukaryota; Metazoa; Chordata; Mammalia; Perissodactyla; Equidae. Gene Ontology annotation, cellular component: cytosolic small ribosomal subunit. The record is from RefSeq and is a predicted model, not a curated record. Gene Ontology annotation, molecular function: structural constituent of ribosome; rRNA binding. Gene Ontology annotation, biological process: translation; ribosomal small subunit biogenesis.
GUGAUGACGUCACGAAACGGCGGCGUUUCUAUAAGAGCGCGGCGGGGGCUGUGGCGUUUCUUUUUCUCGGUUACAAGGGGUUGCGCUCAGGCGCAAACAGGCGAGCGGGGCAAACAUGCCGGUGGCCCGGAGCUGGGUUUGUCGCAAAACCUAUGUGACCCCGCGGAGACCCUUCGAGAAGUCUCGCCUCGACCAAGAGCUGAAGCUGAUCGGCGAGUAUGGGCUCCGGAACAAACGUGAGGUCUGGAGGGUCAAAUUCACCCUGGCCAAGAUCCGCAAGGCCGCCCGGGAGCUGCUGACGCUGGACGAGAAAGACCCGCGGCGGCUGUUUGAAGGCAAUGCUCUGCUGCGGCGACUAGUCCGCAUCGGGGUGCUGGACGAGGGCAAGAUGAAGCUGGAUUACAUCUUGGGUCUGAAGAUAGAGGAUUUCUUGGAGAGGCGCCUGCAGACCCAGGUCUUCAAGCUGGGCUUGGCCAAGUCUAUCCACCACGCCCGCGUGCUGAUCCGCCAGCGCCACAUCAGGGUCCGCAAGCAGGUGGUGAACAUCCCAUCAUUCAUCGUCCGCCUGGAUUCCCAGAAGCACAUCGACUUCUCUCUGCGCUCUCCAUAUGGGGGUGGCCGCCCAGGCCGCGUGAAGAGGAAGAAUGCCAAGAAGGGCCAGGGCGGGGCCGGAGCUGGUGAUGAUGAGGAGGAGGAUUAAGCCCACAGCCUCUGCUGGGCUGGUGGAGUGUUUAGUUUUCCAGUCGGAUAAUAAAGCAGCAUCAACGCUUUGGA